This is a messenger RNA of Teleopsis dalmanni, 3109 nucleotides long. It is a transcript of the gene su(w[a]), whose product is annotated as protein suppressor of white apricot. Gene Ontology annotation, biological process: mRNA 5'-splice site recognition; RNA processing. Gene Ontology annotation, molecular function: RNA binding. Lineage: Eukaryota; Metazoa; Arthropoda; Insecta; Diptera; Diopsidae. The transcript has 7 exons. Bases 121 to 2994 code for a protein of 957 amino acids. The record is from RefSeq and is a predicted model, not a curated record.
UUGUGAAAAAUAAUUUUCUGCUGAAGAUAAUAAUUUCAUAUGAGUUGUUUUUAAAAAAUAAUCAUAUUGUGGAUGUAUAAAUAAUAGUGUUGUAUGAUAUUGAUUUGAUUGAAUAUAAAUAUGAAUCUAAAUGGUCGGCAGUUUCGUGAAUACGCUGGUGGUAGCGUUGGUGGCAUUUUACGGAAAAAUAAUGCAAACGCAAAUCAAACAACUACCCCAGCGACUGCCUACACUGUUGGUGAAGCGCGGCAAGUGGACUUAUUGGUGUUUGGGUAUGCCUGUAAAAUAUUUCGUGAUGAUGAUAAGGCACGUGAAAUUGAUCAGGGCAAACACCUAAUACCAUGGAUGGGGGACAAUAGCCACAAAAUUGACAGAUACGAUGUACGUGGCGCGCUCUGCGAUUUAACGCCGCAUGAAGCACCUCCUGGGGGUUAUGGUAAUCGCCUUCACUACUUGAGUGCCGAUGAACAGCGCGCUGAACAAUUAUGCGAGGAAGAGCGUUACUUGUUUUUAUACACUAAUGAAGAGGAGCUUAAUUUGCAACAAGAAGAGGAUCUGAAACGACUGAAACAAGAAAGCGUUGGCGGUGGUUACAGUCAAGUCAAUUUUGAGUAUGGUAGUGAGACAGGCAGUGGUAGUAUUGGAGUCCAACAUGGCCCCAACCAUGAAGAUUACAGAAAUUCACCCACCUGUGAGGAUUCUGAACAAGCAUAUGUUAUGCCAAAAAAUUUUGAUGUGCCGGUAUCAAUAAAAUUGCCGGAUACAAUGAAACAGCAUGCAAUAAUUGAAAAAACAGCACGUUUCAUUGCCUCACAGGGGGUGCAAAUGGAAAUCUUACUUAAAGCCAAACAAUCCAAUAAUGUGCAAUUUGAGUUCUUAACACAAAAUAGUUUACUUAAUCCAUAUUAUAAGUUUGUUUUGGAUGCUAUUAAAAAUGGUACAUAUCCGGUAACAGAGGUGCCACAACAACCUUUAAAUGAGGUCAUAGCAAAUGUGGUCGAAGAGAGCAUAAAUUUACCAGAACCUACUAAACCUAUAGUUACUGUGCCGACAAUUAAAUAUAAGCCAUCUGCAAAUUGUGCAUACACCCAAUUGAUAAGUAAAAUUAAAGGUGUACCAUUACCAACAGUUAUUGAUGAAAACACCAACACUUCAGCUGGAGAUUCUCCAUCGACUGUUACUACUCCAAAUGGUGGAGACUUUACACCUGUUUUAUUACAAUACAAUGGAGCAACAUAUGUAACAGUUGAUGAAGAUAUUGUAGCAGUGAAUUCAAAUUCGAAUUCAAAUUCAAACUGUACUGUGAAUUCUCAGGAUACGUCUUCAAUAGUUCAAGUCUUGAAAAAUUCAAGUGCCUUAGCUUUAGCACAAGGAUAUUCAUCAGGUUCUGAAUCAGAUACAGAGCAACAGCCCGAAACGAAUGUAGAACCAAAACCUGAACCUGUAUUAAAUUUUCCCAUACCUACAGAAAAUCUACGUAGCAUGAUCGAUAAAACUGCUUUGUAUGUAAUAAAAAAUGGGCGAAAAUUUGAGGAAACUUUACGGACAAAAAGUGAAGAACGUUUUACGUUUCUAAUACCUGAAAAUGAAUUCUAUCCAUAUUAUCUAUAUAAGGUAACGAGUGAUCCUGAUGCUGCAUCAAAAGAACAAAAAACGCGUAGAGCUGCAGCGGUAGCUGCGGCUUUAUUAAGUAAAAAGGGAUUAAAUGUUGAUAAAACACUUAAUACACCGGUAUCAUUUUCAAUUAAAAGCAAUGAAUCAACGCAGCCAUUGCAACCAGUUCUACCACAGGAGAACAGUGAUGAUGACGAUAAUGAUGAAAAGAAGUCAACGCAGUCAAAUCAAAAUCGUACGGUACCGGAACAUGUACAAAAGGCAAUAAAAUUAGUGGAAAGUCAAUUAUUAGCUAGAAAUGCGCAAUUAGCAGGAACGACAGGUAAUCCAACUGUUCUACCUCGGACUACCCCAAGUCGUUUUGAUAUCGACUACCUGACAGUUACAAAUAAAAAUGCGACAGCGCAGGCUAAAAACACUAAAUUUGAAAAUGAACGAAAUGCGCUAUUUGAACAGCAACUACAAAGUCGCCAGAAAGAAUUAAAAAAAGCUGAAGAGAAAGUGAAAGACAAACUAGCACAAAUUGCACGUGAAAAAUUGGGUGGUCUUUUAACAAAAGAGAAACAAAUACAAUUAGAACGUAAACGCAAAGCAAUGGCAUUCUUAAAUCAAAUAAAAGACACUCCAUCUACUACUGUUGAUGAUAAAGCUACCACUGCAAGCAUUAACUCAAAAUCAGAUAAUGAUGAUUCUGAUGCUUCAGAAGCAUCAGUCCGCUCAAUACCCAUAACGUCUUAUGGGCCUGAUGAAAAAACUGACGAUGAAGAAGAAUUUUCAAAUACUCAUGUUGUCGGACCACAACUACAAACUGUUGCAUUAAAGCCGACAAUCAAAAAUCAUAUAAUUGAAAAACCAUUAAUUAAAACACCAACUGUAACAUUAUCUGAUGAUGAUGAUGACGAUGUACAAGUCGUAGGUGAAACAAGAGCGCUACCUAAACAUGAAAAAAUGUUUAAAACCUUACAUAAAAUUCAGAAGUCUCGAAAGAGAUCUUCUACUUCACCUGAUACUUAUUCCCGACAUAAGCGAAAAACUAAACGUGAAAGUACUUCAUCCUCAUCCAGUUCUUCCUCAGAUGUUGAAGAAGAUUAUGUAAAAAAAUCUAAAAAACAUAAGUUAAAAAAACUAAAAAAAAGUAGCAGUAAAAAGAAAUCGAAAUCAAAAAAUAGUUCACGUAGCCGUUCUCGUUCUUCGCACCGCCAUCGGAGCAAAAGUGAACGUCGUUCACGCUCCACACAUCGACAUGCGAGUUCUCGUAACUCACGUAGUGAUUCAACUUCUUCAGAUCGUAGUAAUGUAAGUUAUCGUUACGGUUAUGAUGACAAAACUUCCCAUAAGUCUAGCAAAAGAAAAGAAUCAAAAAGAAGGCAUGAACGUUAAUACAAUUUGUUAUGGUGUUUUGGUUUUUUCUUAGCUUUGUUCCAAAUAUGUAUAUGCUUUUUUAACAUUGUUUAUACUCGUAAUAAGAAAGGUAAAAUAAAAAUAUUUAUAUAAA